Molecule: messenger RNA, 957 nt
Organism: Impatiens glandulifera
Lineage: Eukaryota; Viridiplantae; Streptophyta; Magnoliopsida; Ericales; Balsaminaceae
Exons: 3
Coding region: 1-957 (318 amino acids)
Molecular function (GO): zinc ion binding; nucleic acid binding
Source: RefSeq, a predicted model, not a curated record
AUGUUUAGAGACGAUGCUCGCAUAUGGUGGCAAGGAGAAAAGUCUGAUGUAGACCGUUCUACUAUAUCCUGGGAAGAAUUCAAGGACACCUUUUAUGGUAAAUAUUUCACCCAUAACACUAGAAACAAGUUGGCCCGUGAGUUUCUGGAAAUCAGACAAGGUGACGCUAUUAUGGAUGACUAUGUGAAGAGGUUUGAGAGGGGACGAUAUUUUGCUCCCAUGAUCCUUGGGAGUGCUGCCAUGGAUCUUAACCAUUUUAUGGAGGGGCUCAAUGCUACUAUCAGGAGGGACGUGCGUCUUAAUGGAGCGACCACUAUAAGAGAAACAAUUGAGAAGGCGCUGAUGGAAAAAAAUGACAACGCUGACAUUAUAAAGGAGUCCCAAGGGCCACAACAACAACAAAAUCAACAAAAGAAGAUACAGUCUGCUAAGCCAGCAGUUUUGGCCAAAGCUCCAGUUAUGUCAAACCCAGUCUGUACUCAAUGUGGCCAGUUUCACCAAGGAGAAUACUUGUAUGGGACCAACUUCUGUUAUAACUGCAAGAAACAAGGGAAUCUUUUACGUGAUUGUCCACAGAAGAAGGCCAUUGUUCCAGGUAGAGUGUUUGUAAUGAAUCAAGAAGAAGUAAACCCGGAUUCCACCAUCAUUACGGGUAAUCUUCGAAUUGCCAACACCUUAUCUAAUACUUUAAUUGAUACUGGUUCAACACACUCUUUUGUUUCUGCCAACUUUGUUCAAAAAUCUGGUUUGAGACCUGAUGAAACUAAGACUUUGUAUAGUAUUUCUCUACCAUCAGGCAUGAGUUUAAACAUUAAUAAUUUAGGAAUGGACUGGCUAACUCAUCAUGAGGAUCAAAUCGACUGUAAGAAAAAGACAGUAUCUUUAACUGAUCAAGAUGGGAGAACAUUCCAGUUUAGAGCAACACCUCCACCCAAUCCUUCUUAUAAAGCUCAAUAG